Amaranthus tricolor (Joseph's coat) is the source of this 1411-nucleotide messenger RNA. RefSeq names its product 11-beta-hydroxysteroid dehydrogenase A-like. The transcript is spliced from 6 exons. NCBI's taxonomy places the organism in Eukaryota, Viridiplantae, Streptophyta, Magnoliopsida, Caryophyllales, Amaranthaceae. The record is from RefSeq and is a predicted model, not a curated record. The coding region runs from base 119 to 1165 and encodes 348 amino acids. Gene Ontology annotation, molecular function: oxidoreductase activity.
CAGCCAACAUCGUAUCACUCCACCGCUUUAUCAUAAAUUUAAAUACCAGCCUUUCUUCUUCGUUCUUCAUUUGUUUCUCCUCUUCUCAGUUUUAUACGCCGUUUUUCUGAGUUGUAAAAUGGAUAUGGUUAACACUUUCCUCAAUUUUACGGCAUUUCCCUUCACUUUUGCAGCAAUGUGUUUUUUGUUGCCCCCAUUUCUGUUUAUCAAACUAAUAAUCUCCAUCUUCUCUUCGUUCUUCCUCGAAAAUGUCGCCGGAAAAGUAGUCCUCAUCACCGGCGCUUCCUCCGGCAUUGGCGAGCAUCUAGCAUAUGAAUAUGCAAAAAGAGGAGCAUGUUUAGUGCUGUCAGCUAGAAGAGAGGGAAGCCUACGAGAAGUCGGGGAUUUAUGUCUCGAGUUAGGCUCACCGGAUGCAAUUGUGGUGCCUGCUGAUGUUGCUAAAAUUGAAGAUUGUCAGCGGCUCGUGAAUGCUACCAUAUCACACUAUGGACAAUUGGAUCAUUUAGUCAAUAAUGCUGGCAUUGUUGGGGUUGGUCAAUUUGAUGAUUUAGAAGACGUCACUAAAAUGAGACCGGUUAUGGAUAUUAAUUUCUGGGGUUCUGUAUAUACAACUCGGUUUGCUAUUCCGCACCUCAGAAACACGCGAGGAAAGAUUGUUGUCAUGUCGUCUUCAGCAUCAUGGAUACCCUUACCUAGAGAGAGCUUCUACAAUGCAAGUAAGGCAGCAGUGUCAGCUUUCUACGAGACACUCAGGGUUGAACUAGGUUCCGAUGUCAAAAUAACCAUCGUAACACCUGGUGUGAUAGAGUCGGAGUUUACCAAGGGCAAGGUUUGGACUGAGGAAGGCAUGAAAGUGGAUCAGGAAUUAAGAGAUGUGCAAGUGAAUGUAAUUCCAGUAGGAACAAUCGAAGGGACAGCAAAGUCCAUCAUACACAGUGUGUGCCGUGGGGAUAGGCAUGUGACAAUACCAUCAUGGUUUAAAGUGACCUACUUUUUGGAUAUGUUGUGCCCGGAGGUGUUAGAGUGGACGUACCGCUUGCUGUUUCUUACGAGCACAGACAAUACACCAAGAGGCGCUAUUGGGAAGCAUAUUGUGGACUUUCCGGGGGCAAAAGCCAUGUUAUACCCUCCUGGAAUCCAGUCCCUUGAUGUCAAAACCGAGUAAAAAUCCCUCACUUAGGUCAACAUCUAAUGUAUUAAUAAGUUUUACGUGCUUCAUCAAAUGUAUAAAUAAAACCAUCUUAAGAGAUGUGAGUGCGGAUAUUCAAUAGAUAAAUAAAUUUUAGUAUAUGGCAAUAUUUGUGAGUUAAGUUUGAGUUUUAUGAAUUCCUGUUUCACUUAAAAGUUGAUGUGUGUAUUUAGUAUAAUCUUGACACGGUGUUUUUUAUGAAUGUAGUAAAAUCUUUUUGUA